Molecule: messenger RNA, 3281 nt
Organism: Helianthus annuus (common sunflower)
Lineage: Eukaryota; Viridiplantae; Streptophyta; Magnoliopsida; Asterales; Asteraceae
Product: plasma membrane ATPase 1
Exons: 21
Coding region: 189-3062 (957 amino acids)
Biological process (GO): regulation of intracellular pH; proton export across plasma membrane
Cellular component (GO): plasma membrane
Molecular function (GO): ATP hydrolysis activity; ATP binding; P-type proton-exporting transporter activity
Source: RefSeq, a predicted model, not a curated record
UGCUUGUCUUUUACUAGUUACCUCUCUUUCUCUCUCGUCAGCCGUUCCACUCCUUGUAGAUUUGGUAUAGGUGGCCUCCCAACCCACAAAUCAUCAUAAAAAGAUUUGGGUUUCUUUUAUUUUCCCCCUUUUAACAAUCUUUUAUGUUAAAGUUUUGUUCUUGAUCUGCAACCAGUUUUUCAAGAAACAUGGGGGAAGAGAAGCCUGAAGUUCUUGAAGCUGUUUUGAAGGAGACUGUAGAUUUGGAGAGUAUACCCAUUGAGGAGGUUUUUGAAAAUCUGAGAUGUAGCAAAGAGGGUCUCACUACUGCUGCUGCUGAAGAAAGAUUAGUCAUUUUUGGGCAUAAUAAACUUGAAGAAAAAAAGGAGAGCAAAUUCUUGAAGUUUUUAGGGUUUAUGUGGAACCCAUUAUCAUGGGUUAUGGAAGCUGCUGCUAUUAUGGCCAUUGCCCUUGCAAAUGGAGGAGGGAAGCCUCCUGAUUGGCAAGAUUUUGUGGGUAUUAUUACUUUGCUAAUUAUCAAUUCCACAAUUAGUUUUAUUGAAGAAAACAAUGCUGGUAAUGCUGCAGCUGCUCUCAUGGCUCGUCUUGCCCCGAAAGCAAAGAUUUUACGCGAUGGGAAAUGGAACGAGGAAGAUGCUUCUAUGUUGGUUCCUGGUGAUAUAAUUAGCAUAAAGUUAGGUGAUAUUAUUCCAGCAGAUGCUCGUUUGCUCGAUGGCGACCCUUUAAAGAUUGACCAGUCGGCUCUAACCGGCGAGUCUCUCCCGGUCACAAAAGGUCCCGGAGAUGGUGUUUAUUCCGGUUCGACUUGCAAACAAGGUGAAAUCGAAGCGGUUGUGAUUGCCACCGGGGUCCACACGUUCUUUGGUAAAGCUGCUCAUCUUGUUGAUAGCACAAAUCAAGUCGGUCACUUUCAAAAAGUUUUGACUGCGAUCGGGAAUUUCUGUAUUUGUUCUAUUGCUGUUGGAAUGGUUAUCGAAAUUAUCGUAAUGUUCCCGAUUCAAGAUAGGCAAUAUAGGCCCGGAAUCGAUAAUCUUCUCGUGCUUUUGAUCGGAGGCAUCCCGAUUGCUAUGCCUACCGUUCUUUCCGUAACGAUGGCAAUCGGGUCUCAUCGAUUGGCUCAACAGGGAGCGAUUACGAAAAGAAUGACAGCGAUAGAAGAAAUGGCGGGAAUGGAUGUGCUAUGCAGUGACAAGACCGGGACGUUGACUUUGAACAAGCUUACAGUAGACAAGAAUCUUAUUGAAGUGUUUUCCAAAGGAGUAGAUGCCGAUACCGUUGUUCUGAUGGCAGCGCGUGCCUCCAGAACCGAAAACCAGGAUGCCAUCGAUGCUGCAAUUGUCGGUAUGCUGGCUGAUCCAAAAGAGGCGCGUGCGGAUGUUCAAGAGUUGCACUUUCUGCCGUUUAAUCCUACCGAUAAGCGUACGGCCUUAACGUAUCUGGACAAUCAGGGUAAAAUGCAUAGAGUCAGCAAAGGUGCCCCCGAGCAGAUUUUGAAUCUUGCGCAUAACAAAUCAGACAUAGAACGCCGAGUUCAUGCUGUCAUUGAUAAAUUUGCAGACCGUGGGUUAAGGUCACUUGCUGUAGCAUACCAGGAAGUUCCGGAGGGACGGAAAGAGAGCGCCGGAGGGCCGUGGCAGUUCAUUGGGCUAAUGCCGCUUUUUGAUCCGCCACGUCAUGAUAGCGCUGAGACGAUUCGAAGGGCUUUGAAUCUUGGAGUAAACGUUAAAAUGAUUACAGGGGAUCAACUGGCAAUCGGGAAAGAAACCGGAAGACGUCUUGGAAUGGGAACCAACAUGUAUCCUUCUUCGGCUUUACUCGGUCAAAACAAAGACGAGUCAAUUGCCGCUUUACCCAUCGACGAACUCAUAGAGAAAGCCGACGGUUUUGCCGGUGUUUUUCCGGAACACAAAUACGAAAUAGUAAAACGUUUACAAGCUAGGAAACACAUAUGUGGCAUGACUGGAGAUGGAGUAAAUGACGCUCCCGCCCUUAAAAAAGCCGAUAUCGGAAUUGCGGUGGCUGAUGCAACCGAUGCAGCCCGUAGUGCUUCCGACAUCGUCCUUACUGAGCCUGGGCUUAGCGUCAUCAUCAGUGCUGUUUUGACCAGUCGGGCCAUCUUCCAAAGGAUGAAAAAUUACACUAUUUAUGCAGUUUCAAUCACCAUUCGUAUAGUGCUCGGUUUUAUGCUGCUGGCUUUGAUAUGGAAGUUUGACUUCCCGCCUUUCAUGGUGCUUAUCAUCGCAAUCCUUAACGACGGAACCAUAAUGACCAUAUCAAAGGAUAGAGUGAAGCCAUCUCCUCUUCCCGACAGCUGGAAACUGGCUGAGAUCUUCACCACCGGGGUGGUUCUUGGUAGUUACCUAGCCAUGAUGACAGUUAUAUUUUUCUGGGCCGCUUAUAAAACAGACUUCUUUCCGCGUACAUUUGGUGUACCGACGCUUGAAAAAACAGCGCACGAUGACUUCCGGAAGCUGGCGUCAGCGAUAUAUCUCCAAGUCAGCACAAUCAGCCAAGCUCUCAUUUUCGUAACGAGAUCUAGAAGCUGGUCAUUCGUGGAACGUCCUGGUUGGCUGCUCGUUAUUGCUUUCGCGAUUGCCCAAUUGGUUGCGACAUUAAUUGCGGUUUAUGCCAACUGGAGCUUUGCUGCGGUAGAAGGAAUCGGGUGGGGAUGGGCCGGAGUCAUCUGGCUCUACAAUAUCGUGUUCUAUUUCCCGCUCGAUAUCAUCAAGUUCUUUAUCCGAUACGCGCUUAGUGGGCGGGCCUGGGACCUUGUUAUCGAGAGGAGGAUUGCGUUCACGAGGCAAAAGGACUUUGGGAAGGAACAACGUGAGCUCCAAUGGGCUCAUGCGCAACGAACCCUUCACGGGCUUGAAGUUCCUGACACUAAAAUGUUUGGUGACCGCACCAAUGUCACGGAACUUAACCAGAUGGCUGAAGAAGCCAAACGGAGGGCUGAAAUUGCAAGGUUGAGAGAAUUACACACGUUGAAGGGUCAUGUUGAAUCGGUGGUUAGACUGAAGGGUCUUGACAUUGAGACGAUUCAACAAGCGUACACCGUCUGAGACACAGUUGGCUGGCUGUUGGUUACCGUUGGAACAGUCGUUUUUUGUUUUUUAUUUAUUUUUGUUUUGUCUUGGCUCGUGAUCCCAUAUACUUGUGAAUUGGGAAAAAGAGAACCCGUAAUAUGUUGUGCAUAUGGCGUUGGCCUCAAUACUUACGAGUAGAUGUGAUAAUUUUGACGCAGUUAUUUGAAAAUCAUAUGGGUUGUGUUUUAUUUCAAA